Molecule: messenger RNA, 600 nt
Organism: Annulohypoxylon maeteangense
Lineage: Eukaryota; Fungi; Ascomycota; Sordariomycetes; Xylariales; Hypoxylaceae
Exons: 1
Coding region: 187-438 (83 amino acids)
Source: RefSeq, a predicted model, not a curated record
GUCUGCAGCGCGGGGCGCGACGAGGUCCCCGAGCGGAAGAGGGGUGGGGUUAGGGGCUUGUGGGCGGGACGGUUGAAGGGGCGGGGUGUGGCGGAUGAUGGCGCGAGUAUAAGUACGGCGGGGAGUCGGAGUCGGCCGGGGAGCGCGGAUAGUGAGGCCCAGGGGGGUAGGCAGAGGGAUGCGUUGAUGGGGAAGGUUGCUGGGGCUGGGGGUUUGCUUAGUCCUGGAGUCAGUUUUGGCCCUGGGGUUGGUCGUAGUGCGAGUAAAGAGCGGAGAAGCGGAAGUCGGACUAGGGAAAAUGGGAACGGGAACGGUGUUGUUGAUGGCUCGUCGGGGUUGCUGGGUGCGGCGGAUAUAGGACUCCCGUUUGAUGAGGGCGAUACGAAACUUACGUUACGCACGAAGGGGUUGAGGGAGAAUGUUGGUGCGCAUGCUUAAAGUGGAGGUGAGAUGGUGAGGUGAGGAUAUUUGGAGAUAUGUGGUGUGUAGUAAGUACAUAGGAAGUAAGUCGAAUGAGAUACCCCUUAGACAGGAGAGGAGAAGAGGAGGAUACGAAGGUAGUUAGAUGAGGAUGAUAAUUGAAAUUAUUGAAUGUUUUAA